This is a messenger RNA of Raphanus sativus (radish), 2208 nucleotides long. RefSeq lists its product as uncharacterized. Lineage: Eukaryota; Viridiplantae; Streptophyta; Magnoliopsida; Brassicales; Brassicaceae. Gene Ontology annotation, molecular function: nucleic acid binding; RNA-DNA hybrid ribonuclease activity. The transcript is spliced from 3 exons. Bases 1 to 2208 code for a protein of 735 amino acids. The record is from RefSeq and is a predicted model, not a curated record.
AUGAGCAAAGCAUAUGACAGAGUGGAAUGGAGCUUCAUAGCAGCCUUGAUGAUAAAGAUGGACUUUGAUGAAAGACUAAUUGACCUCAUUAUGUGUUGUGUCACAUCGGUCUCAUAUCAAGUCUUAGUCAACGGACAACCAAGAGCACGAAUCUUCCCAAAGAGAGGCCUGAGACAAGGAGACCCUUUGUCACUCUUUUUGUUCAUCCUAUGCACGGAGGCAUUGAUCUCACUCCUUAACGGAGCAGAACUAGAGAAGAAAAUUGUUGGACUACGCGUUGCUAGAGCAAGCCCAAGGAUAUCACACCUGCUCUUUGCAGAUGAUAGUAUUUUUUUCUGCAAGGCAGAAAUAAGCCAAUGCAAGGAGAUCAUAGAUAUCCUAGAUAUUUAUGGAAAGGCAUCUGGACAGAGAAUAAACACGUCCAAGUCUUCUAUGUUCUUUGGCAACCGGGUGGAGGUGGCUUUGAAGAAAGAUAUAAAAGAGGUCCUAGGUUUUACCUCGGAAGGUGGCAUGGGAAUGUACCUCGGGCUACCUGAACAAAUUUGUGGUUCGAAGAUGAAAGUGUUUUCCUUUGUACAGGAUCGACUUAAUGGACGGGUCAAUAAUUGGUCAUCGAGACUUCUCUCUAAAGGAGUAAAAGAAGUUCAGAUAAAAGCGGUGGCUCAAGCGUCCUUGACAUAUGUCAUGUCAUGUUAUUUGCUCCCGCAAGGCAUCACCGAUAAACUCAAGAGCACUACGUCUAAUUUCUGGUGGAGUUCAAAACAAAACAGCAGAGGUCUACAUUGGAUAGCAUGGGAUGAGAUCUGUACUCCCAAAGAUUUGGGAGGAUUAGGUUUUCGAGAUUUCCAUGAUUUCAAUUUAGCACUUCUUGCAAAACAACUAUGGCAGCUGAUACACUACUCAGAUUAUCUAUUGGCGCGUGUUCUAAAAGGGAGAUACUAUAACAACUCCUCUCCCUUUGACGACCGACGGACAUACUCGCCUUCGUAUGGUUGGCGUAGUAUCAUGGCAGCAAAACCUCUGCUCAUAUCGGGCAUGCGAAGGACAAUUGGAACAGGACGAGAUACGAGGGUAUGGAGUGAUCCUUGGGUACCAGACACAGUGGCCCGGCCACCAAGACCAGCCCAACACAAUGUCUACAGAUUACCCCAACUUCUUGUUCAGUCCUUUAUUAGGAAUGAUACCAAGGAGUGGGAUAUACAACUUUUGCGAGACUUUUUCCAUCCAGGAGAUAUCCCGUUGAUACUUGGAAUAAAACCCUCCCAUUCUUUUGCUACAGAUGGGUAUGCUUGGAACCACACAAAAUCAGGAGUGUACACAGUCAAGUCGGGGUACAAUCUACUACAAUCGACCAAAAUGGAUUCAUGUACUGAGGUCCGAGAACCAAGCACCACGAGACUUAAAAGUCAUGUAUGGAAGAUUAAGGCGCCAAGUAAGAUACAACACUUCUUAUGGCAGGCUAUAUCUGGUUGUGUGGCGACGGCAGAGAGGCUCACUUAUAGACACUUGGGCACCGAUAGGAGUUGUCCUAGAUGUGCUGGCCCAGAGGAGUCGAUCAAUCAUCUUCUUUUUGAAUGCCCCCAGCCCUUCAGGUUUGGGCUUUAUCGGACUAUCCGUCCAUUCCGGGUGACUUCCCGAGCGAGGAACGACAAACUCUUCAAUGGGAAAGUCGUCUCCCCGAUGGAUACUCUACAACAUGCCUCCCUUGAAGCAGAAUGCUGGAGGAAGGCAAAUGAAAAGGAACAAACAGAUGAGGAUCAGGAUGAACCUCCUACCACAUCAAUAGAGACGCCUCCCGAGAUACCCCGAAUCCCUACAUGCCAAAUUGAUGCAUCAUGGAUCAAUAAGGCAGUAAGCCUCUCAGCGCUCCAUGCUGAGAUGGACGGUCUACUCUGGGCGAUCUCAUGUAUGAGAGAGAGAAGGUUCACAUCGAUACGGUUCGAAACAGACUGUUCGGACCUAGUGGACAUGACCACAAACCCAGAAGAAUGGCCAACCUUUGCAACGGAGAUCGACAUGUUCCACCGACUACAGGAUAGCUUUGAGGAUGUGACCUUUAAUCACAUUCCUCGAAGUAGGAAUGGUCGUGCGGAUGCUUUGGCAAAGGAAGCUAGGAUGAAAGGAUACAUAUUUUCCCAUAUAGAUCAGACUCGGACAGACGGAGAUGCUCCCCGGAGAAUCAACUCGUCUAGACCCCACUUGAUCUAG